Rhodotorula graminis WP1 is the source of this 456-nucleotide messenger RNA. RefSeq lists its product as uncharacterized. Bases 1 to 456 code for a protein of 151 amino acids. The record is from RefSeq and is a predicted model, not a curated record. The transcript has 3 exons. Lineage: Eukaryota; Fungi; Basidiomycota; Microbotryomycetes; Sporidiobolales; Sporidiobolaceae.
AUGACCGGCCGUCCCCAGCACCUCGGCAAGGAGCUCCCGUCGAGCGUCGAUCUCGCCAUCUCGGACCUUGAGUUCGCUUAUGUGAAGCAUAACGACCACGCUCGUGCCGCGGACGACCUCGUCACCACCUGGCUUUGGCACGCCAAGGGCCUGCUCAAGGAGCACACGGACGGCUGGACGACCGAGCAGUGGUCCGCCGUCCAGCGCGAGCUCGUCAACGUCAAGAACUCGGUCGCUCGCGGUGCCCAGCACCAGGCCCUCCCCGACUUGCGCUCGCCGCACACGCGCCACAUGGUGCCCAUCCUUGGCGCGCUCGAAGACGCCGCCGUCGCCGCGAGGCGCCUCGAGGAGGCGCUCCACAGCGGCCUCGGCGAGGAUCACUACGACCGCUCGCUCUCGAGGCGCCGUAUGGCCGACGACGAGCGUUUCGGGUCCCACACUUCGAGGCGCUACUAG